CGUCUCGCCGCUCGUGUCGUUCCGCCACCCGGUGGCCGCGCUCCCGCCUCCAGCCCCAGCUGCCGCAGCCCUGCGUCCCCGGCCCGCUCCGAUUCUGUCUCUCUCUGCCUGUGCCCUCUCGUCCCAGCGCUGAGCUGCGCUUUCCCCCCCGGUCGCCUCCGCAGCCUAUGGCCCUGGAAGGCGCCGCUGUCGCCGCCUGUAUUUCUGCUGUAGGUUCCCACAUCCCUCUUUAAAAAUUCCGCCUAAAAAGAGAAGACGAUUUACCAAAUCUUUCGGGCCGUUAUCUCACGGCAAAAUCUCUGAUCAAGUUUACAACUAUCCAGAGGGCUUAGGAGAAGUGCUUUAUAGAGAACAGUUCGACUUCAACGCUGAGCCACCUUGGGAACCUAGCUGAUGAUAGUAGGGUUCCAUCUCCUAACUUGUCCAUUUUGUUGCAUAAUUUAAGGACCCGGAUAUAAGGCUUGGAAGCCCAUCCCUUGUGUUUCUUGGUUUAUGACUGUCGGCUUUGUGGAAUACGGCUGAGAUGAAAGGAUUUCUUGAGGAUGCAAAUUACUCCAUUGGCCUGUUGGAUGAAGGAGCAACUCUUGCAGAUGUUAUUGACAACUGUAUUUAUGAACAUACCCAUCAAAUAAAUAGGUAAACUACUGGCAACAUGUCAUGUCUCCAACCACUGACUGGCUCACAGAGGAUAGCUGCCUCCUGCUGCUUUCAUUUACUCCUUUAGCUCAAGGGGUAGAGGCCUGUGCCAUGGAUCUAAAGCUCCAGAUCCCAUUCCUGCUGGUGACCCGUACAGGGGACUGGAAAAAGAGCAUUUUAUGUUGGUGAUCUUGGAAAGCUUGUGAAGAAGAAUAUACAAUGGCAGAAUGUGAUGGCACCAAUAAAGCCAUUUUAUCCUGUAAGAUGCAAUUCUACUCCAGGUGUGCUUGAAAUUUUGGGAACCCUUGGUGUUGGAUUUGCAUGUUUCAGUAAAUCUGAAAUGGCAUUGGUACAAGACCUGGGCAUUUCUCCUGAAAACAUUAUAUAUACAAAUCCUUGCAAGCAAGCUUCUCAGAUAAAGUAUGCAGCGAAAGCUGGGAUAAACAUCAUGACUUGUGACAAUGAUACUGAGCUGAAGAAAAUUGCACGUAACCAUCCAAAUGCUAAGCUCUUACUGCACAUUGCCACAGAAGACAUUACUGCUGAUGAGGAGGUGAAUAUGAAGUUGGGCACCACCCUGAAGAACUGUAGGCACCUCAUGGAAUGUGCUAAGGAGUUGGGAGUCCAAAUAGUUGGUGUGAAAUUUGAUGUUUCAGGCUCUUGCAAGGAACUGCAAACGUAUAUUCAUGCUAUAUCUGAUGCUCGGUGUGUGUUUGACAUGGCUGAAGAAUUUGGCUUUAAGAUGAACAUGUUGGAUAUUGGUGGAGGCUUCACAGGUUCAGAACUUCAGCUGGAAGAGGUUAAUCAUGUCAUCAGGCCAUUGCUGGAUGUCUACUUUCCUAAGGAAUCUGGUGUUAACGUGAUUGCAGAGCCUGGAUGUUACUAUGUUUCAUCUGCAUUUACACUAGCAGUCAACAUCAUUGCAAAGAAGACUGUUGAGUGUGAUAAACUUCUUCCUUCUGGAGUGGAGCAAACUGGGAAUGAUGAUGAGCCAAUAUUUACGUAUUACAUAAAUGAUGGUGUUUAUGGUUCAUUUGCAAGUAAAUUGUCUGAGAAAUUGAAUACUAUCCCAGAGGUUCACAAGAAAUACAAGGAAGAUGAGCCUCUGUUUGCAAGCAGCCUUUGGGGUCCAUCCUGUGAUGAGCUUGAUCAAAUUGUGGAAAACUGUCUUCUUCCUGAGUUGAGCGUUGGAGAUUGGCUGCUCUUUGAUAAUAUGGGUUCUGGUACCUUGGGUGAACAGUCUACCUUUAACGACUAUCAGAGGCCACUGAUUUACUACAUGAUGUCUUUCAGUGACUGGGAUGAGAUGCAAGAUGCUGGAAUUGCUUCAGACACAUUGAUGAAGAACUUCUUCUUUGUGCCUUCUUGCAUUCAGCUGAGCCCAGAAGACCGCUUUUCCACUGCAGCUUAAACAGGCAUUAACGCUUCAUUUAGACCUGCAGUUGCAAGUCUGUAGUUUGUCUGGUCAACAUUCCAGUGUGGAAGAAAUGGAACAAUCUUGAAUUCAAUUCAUUCUUUUCAAAACUUGAAAAAAUAAUAAUACCUAAUGGGGACCAGGCAAAACAAGCUACAGCUACAAUUCACUGGGAGGUGGGAGGGUUAGAUGAUGGCAUCCAAAUUUAAAAUCAAGUUCAUUCAACCCCUGAGCGUUUAAAUAUGCAACAAAAUGGAUGACUUAGUGGAGAUGGAAACCCAUCACUUGGGUUCUUCAACAGUUUACAUACAAGUACACAGUUUUUAUACUAAGGAUUCCUGUUAGAAAAGUCUUGUAAAGUUAUUGUCUUUCGCCCAGAUAUAUCAAAUGUCAGUGGGAGACCAGUGUGACUUCAUUAGAUGUUUAGUGUAUUUAGAAUGUGUAAAUUUGUGCUUUGAACUGUAGUUUAAUAAAUGUAAAAUUGCAUCAUAGUAUUUGUUGUAUUUGACCCUUGAUGUAUCCCUUGUAUGAUUGCAAUAAACCUUUGUGUAGAAUUUA
This is a messenger RNA of Columba livia (rock pigeon), 2608 nucleotides long. RefSeq names its product antizyme inhibitor 1 (gene AZIN1). NCBI's taxonomy places the organism in Eukaryota, Metazoa, Chordata, Aves, Columbiformes, Columbidae. The transcript has 13 exons. The record is from RefSeq and is a predicted model, not a curated record. Gene Ontology annotation, molecular function: ornithine decarboxylase activity; ornithine decarboxylase activator activity. Gene Ontology annotation, biological process: positive regulation of polyamine transmembrane transport; negative regulation of protein catabolic process. Gene Ontology annotation, cellular component: cytoplasm. Bases 869 to 2047 code for a protein of 392 amino acids.